Molecule: messenger RNA, 642 nt
Organism: Notodromas monacha
Lineage: Eukaryota; Metazoa; Arthropoda; Ostracoda; Podocopida; Cyprididae
Source: the annotation of a GenBank genome assembly
AUGUCGGGGAUGCGAACGAGCAGCAACGCCGUCGGUGGGCGCAGCGCGGACCCUUCGAAGCCCGGGCGCCAGCCUCGACCGGGUCCGGGUUCCAGCCGCCCGCCGCCGGGCAAGCACCGCAUAGACGUGACGACCACGCGCGGUGGACUCGAGUUCCAGGUCUCCGUCAACAGCGCAGUGUGCCGCGGCCGGGUCACGCCGCUCAUCAAAAUCAGCGCUGUGGCAGCUGGAGAAUCCGUGACGUCGAAAACUUCUUCGGUGAGGUCCGAAGCUGUGGAACGUGCGUCGAGUUUGCCCAGGCCGAGACGAGCCGUCGGGUGCGAACCCGACGAGAAUGCCACCAGUAAGCCGGGACCCAGGCGGGCCAAGAGCCCACCGAAACCUCCGGUCGUCAUUGGGGUUGUCCCGAAGGCAACUUCGACAGCUGUCACUAAGCGUCGAAGACUUCCCGUCAAACCUGGUUCAGACGACGCAUCGUCGUCCGAUCAGCGAACCAGGUUGAAACCCGUGAAGUCAUCAAUACCUACAGUGACGACCAAAGCCCGCGUGAGAACUCUCCUAAAACCUAAUAACCUGCGGGCAGAAAUGAAGAAUCUGCCGGCAAUAGCCGAGAUUCGGAUUUCCUUCGGCGCUUAUAUAUAG